Myxozyma melibiosi is the source of this 1398-nucleotide messenger RNA. RefSeq names its product UV radiation resistance protein and autophagy-related subunit 14-domain-containing protein. NCBI's taxonomy places the organism in Eukaryota, Fungi, Ascomycota, Lipomycetes, Lipomycetales, Lipomycetaceae. The transcript has a single exon. The record is from RefSeq and is a predicted model, not a curated record. The coding region runs from base 1 to 1398 and encodes 465 amino acids.
AUGAAUCAUACGCACCCGGUGGCGGCCGCCACUCUCUGCGCUCUGUGCUCCCGCCCUGAUACCUCGCUAACCUGUCCUCGCUGCGCAACCGCACAAACCCUCUCCGCCCGCCUGCGCGUCCUGACCGCGCUCUCAUCGCGCGCUGCUGUCGUAGCAGAUCUGGACGAGUCCGGUGCUCUUCCUCGCUCGAAUGACGCUCGCGGCUUCGAUCCGUCGCUCGCGGCCCGCAUCGAUCUCAGCCUCGAUCGACUGCGCGACAACAUCACUGCCGUGCGCGAAGCGACCGCGCGCGAGGCCGCAAAGGCAGCUGAUCUGAGUGCGUCUAACCGCCUACGGAGUUCUGCGCAGACGCGAUCAUCCACCGCGCUCAGAAACGCGCACGCGUUACAGAUCGACUCGGCUCUGCGCUCACGAGACCGCGCGCGCGCAAAGGCAAAAGCAAUGGCGGAAACGCUGUGCGAGCUGAGAGUGCAGAAGAUUGCCGAGCUGAGAUCGCUGAUGCCGAUCAGCUACGUGGACAACACGCUCACGAUCAUGCACGUCGAGAUCCCGAAUCUGGCAGCGCUGCCGGGACUGCAGCCCGACGUGCUCAUCAGAGCGAUCGAUAGAGUGUGCUUGCUGGUUACGCUCAUGGCAAAGUAUCUCGACAUCUUACUGCCUUACGAAAUUAUCCUACGACCGCAUGUAGGUAUCCGGCGGCGCCCGACUGUCGAAUCAUCAUCAUCAUCAUCAUCGUCGUCGUCAUCGGGGCAGUAUCGGAAGCUUGCGAUAUCGGGAGAGGUGUCGGCGCUUGCUCUGCGGGAACGGAGCAGGAGAGAGCUGGAUACGUUUAUGGAGGCUGUUGCGCUGCUGGUUUGCGAUAUCGUUUACCUGACCACCAGCGUAGUGCCUGUCGAGAGGGAAGAAUUGGCGGCGGGAGGACUGAAGCGCAGCAGCAAUAGCAGUCGAGAGGAACUUGCGCAGGUGUGCAGGUACCUAGACAUUGGAGCGCUGCUGUGGCAGGCUCUGCAGCAGUACACUAUUCCUGAUCUUGAUUCGUUUGAGCAGCCGGUGCCAGAUUCGGCGACGGCGACGCAGCAGCCGAGCAGGAAGAGUAAAUUUGUCGACGAGCGGGAGCGAUGCAAGGCCACGCGGGCGAUUGUGGAUCCUGCGAUUGUCCUGGUUGCGCUGAAGGAAAAGAACCGGAUUAAUGCGGAGUUUCGGGCGUGGGCCGAGUGGCAGAUUGUCGAGGCCGGCGGGGACGGAGAUCCGGCGGAGGACGUGCUGCUGGUCGAUGCAGCGGACUAUGGGAUGGAGGAGAAGACGGGUGCUGCGACGAGUCCGGAGAAGACCGACAAGAACGACGAGAAAUGGACGGACGUGCGACGACGGCCGCGACGACGGGGUGCUGCCGAAUAA